AACACCGACACACUCCCUUUCCCUUAAACCGCGGGGAACGAAACGCGGAGCGGCGGCAGGAGCAGGACUGACCUCCCCCCGGUGCGCACCAUCCAUGGUCCUCCCCUGGAUGUCUGUCUGACAGGAGGGUCAGCAUUACUUUGUUGAAGCGACAGAGGCAGGCCCCGAGUCAGAGGUGAAGAGAGCAAGACAGGAGUCCUACCAGACAGCAGGGGGCAGCAGCUGGCAUGCAGGACUCCGCCUCAGACAGCAAGAUGGCCAAACAGGAACAGAACUCCAAGCAUCUGGACGAACACAGAGAAACGGACGAAAUGUCUGAGAAGACGUCGCCAAACAAGAACCUCAAAUCCCCCCAGAAAGGCUCCAAACGACUUAAAACCGUCCCCUUCAAAGUGACCCUGCUGGACUCCUCUGAGUUUGAAGGAGAAAUUGAGAAACACUCAAAAGGACAGACCCUGGUGGACAUGGUGUGUGAGCACCUCAACUUGCUGGAGAAGGACUACUUUGGUCUGACCUUUGCCGACACAGACACACAGAAGAACUGGUUGGACCCCUCCAAGGAGAUCAAGAAGCAGAUGCGCAACUCUCCGUGGCACUUUGCCUUCUCAGUCAAGUUCUACCCUCCAGAUCCCUCCCAGCUCACUGAGGAUAUUACCAGAUACUACCUGUGUCUGCAGCUGAGGGAUGACAUGCUGUCAGGUCGACUGCCGUGCUCGUUCGUCACUCAUGCCCUCCUGGGCUCCUACACCGUUCAAGCCGAGCUGGGAGACUACGACCAGGAUGACCACGGCUCAGACUAUGUCAGCGAUUUUCGCUUUGCCCCCAAUCAGACUCGUGAGCUGGAGGAGAGGGUGAUGGAGCUCCAUCGAAACUACAAGGGGAUGACUCCAGCAGAGGCUGAGAUUAACUUCUUGGAGAAUGCGAAGAAACUGUCCAUGUAUGGUGUGGACCUCCAUCAUGCUAAGGAUUCUGAAGGGAUUGACAUAAUGCUGGGCGUCUGUGCCAACGGCCUGCUGAUUUACCGGGACAGGCUGAGGAUCAACCGCUUUGCCUGGCCAAAGAUCCUUAAGAUUUCUUAUAAGAGGAGCAACUUUUACAUCAAGAUUCGACCUGGAGAGUAUGAGCAGUUCGAAAGUACAAUCGGUUUUAAGCUUCCCAACCACAGAGCUGCUAAGAGGCUGUGGAAGGUCUGCAUUGAGCAUCACACAUUCUUCCGGUUGGUAUCUCCGGAGCCUCCUCCUAAGGGCUUCUUGGUGAUGGGUUCAAAGUUUCGAUACAGUGGAAGGACACAGGCUCAAACCAGACAAGCCAGUGCGCUUAUAGACCGGCCUGCUCCACACUUUGAGCGCUCCACCAGCAAGAGGUACCUGCUGUCCCGGAGCUUGGAUGGAGCAGAGUUCUCACGACCAGUCUCAGCCAUGUGUGAGAACCAUGAUGGCCUGUCCCACCGCAGCAUCAGUGAACAGCAUCGCAUCCACAGCCCCUCUGUGGACGAGCAGGAGACUGAGCUGGAGCCCAGUUUGGAGCAGGACGAGGAGGACAAGGACCAAGAGCAGGGCCAGGAGUCAGAGCAGGACAGAGACGGGAAUGUCACUCCAAGCAGAAAGAAAGAGAUCAUGUUUCUGGAUAAGUCUCAGGACUUCUUGCUGAAGCACCAGGCCAGCAUCAAUGAGCUGAAGAGAGCCCUGAGGGAACCUAACAGCAAGCUGAUGAACCGCGAGAAGCGUCUGUCUGCAACUUCUCCUACUGGCACACCAGAGAAGAAGGCUUUGGUGGGCCGAGCAGUGGGAAAGGACCCUGUUAACAGCCUGUCUGUUGAGGGUUUCGUCCAGAAGACUCUUGUGACUUCACCUGAGCCUCCUGUGGCAAAGAAAGACCCCAGUGCUGUGAGCGUGGCCCAUAUGCUGAGGAGGACCGACACUAAGACGGAGACGCAUACGAAUGGAUCAGAGGUUCACCCCAACGUCACGAAUGCCUCACCGCAGAACUAUGGAGUUGUCAGCCCACAGGAGGCUCCAGCUGCCCUUAAAGAAAACGGCUCCCCUGUAAAAGCCAGCACCCAGGGGAGGGAGUCCGUUGUGUCCCCGCUGACCAUCACCGCUGAGAACGUCACCUCAGCAACCACAACUCAAGUUACCAAGACUGUGAAAGGAGGCUACUCAGAGACCAGAAUCGAGAAAAGGAUUAUAAUCACAGGAGAUGAUGAUGUGGACCAACAUCAGGCCCUCGCCAUGGCAAUCCAAGAGGCCAAGCAGCAGCACCCCGACAUGCUGGUGACAAAAGCAGUGGUUAUCAGGGAAACAGAGUCUCCCACUGAGGAGCUGCAGGGGAAACUAGAGUCCUGAUUGGUCAUGGUGGCUCCUGAGACGGGGAGACAGGAGAGGAUCCUCCAGCUGUGUGUCUCCUGUCCCACCCUGCGGUACGCCACCAAGAGGACUCUUUACCCCACUGUGUACACACCGACACAAGAAGAGACUGCAUUCCAUGAAGCAGUCAGUAGACCUUCACUCCUGUCCCUUUAGACAAACCGACUGUGACCCGGCCUCCCGUCCUGUCCCCGGCCCAUCCCAGCCUUCCACCUUCUUAAAGAACAGGAAGCAUCUUCUAUUGGAUAAUUUACCACUUGGAGUGAUGCAAGCUUGAAAGAGAAACCCAACUGUUACUAUUUGAAUUCACCUCUAUUAGAGUCAUUUGUCUGAAACUUUACUUGCAUAUUAUUUAAUCUAAUGCAUCUUCUUAACUCAUUUGAACCCUCAGGAUCAUAUGAAUCAAGCUCCCAACCCCCAAUACCUUUCCCAAAAAUAAAAAUCUUCUAAUCUUUCUAGUUUAAGUUAAAAAAUAUCUUCCCUGUGCUACUGUCACAUAUAAAGUGAAUAUAUAAAAGCAGAAGAAGGUUGAGUGAAAGUACAGGGUCAAUGCUGGUGAUGGGAGGGUGGGGUGGGGAGGUUGGUGCCGAGUGGCAGAAGGCAACCUUUUUGCUCGUUGUUGCCACCUCUUGGCUGUGACACCUUCAGUAUAAUCAACAGCUGUCUUAUUAGCUUUUUACAUUUUUAUCUAUAGAGAAUCUAAUUUAUGUCCAGUGUUUGCUUGUUUAUGAAAUAUGUAUAAUAUCAGAUGAUUAUAAUCUGCAUGAUUCAAUAAAAAAAAUAGCAGAGGGAAUGAAAAAGAAAUUGUGGACACAUCCAUAUUUGAAAUCCAUAAGAAGCUCUGACAUGAGGGGACUGAGCACCUACGGAGAAACUGUAAAAAACAAAAAAAAACAAAAAAACACUGGGCCAGUGAGUAGUGGACACAUUUUAAAGUCUACUACCUCCACUGUUCAGUGGACAGCUGGAAAUCUGCUAUGGUCCCUGUCUCCAACAUAUAAACAAUACUGUCCAUGUCCCAUUUUCCCCCGCUUCACUGUGACUGUUUUCAUUUUGGUGUCAACUCGCCAUCAACAAGAAGAAAUGCUGGUCACACGUUUUUGGGCACAGUUAUGAGGUUUGUAGAGAAAUUUUAAUAUGAAUAAUGUUUUAUCUAAUACGUUUCAGAAAUGUAAUGAUAUGUUUUUACUGUUUUCUUACUUGAGUUUACUGACAGAUUUUAUGUUAUUCCUGUGUUUUUGGACAUUUCAUUCUUCAUGUGUGAACAUGAACGUGAAACACAGCAUCAAAUGCAAAGUUCUUUAGAACGAUUGCACCCAAAUCUAGAAAAGCAAGUUUGCAAAAUUGUGAGGUUGUGAUGCACUGAAGAGAAAUUGGCCAAUGACUUUUGGUUGUUUGCCUGACAGAUCUGGAAUCUGAAUGCUGUUCAUUCCAGAUUCAAAUUGAACAGAUGUGAACUGAUGUCACUGUAAAUAAUCAAACAUAUUAUAUCCUUGAUAUAACUGCUUUUUGGCCACUUGUGGUGCAACAAGCUGUAAACAUGUUGACGUAUCAUCACCUGUCAUCAAAGAGUUGUGUCUUCUAACAUCCAGCAGAUGCAGAGCAAAAUUAGCAUUCAUCUGGAGUCUAAUUUCUGGCCUCCUGGUGAGUGUAAGUCCAAUAUUGACUCUCUUUUCGCUUUGUUUUGGUCUCUUUAGAGAAAUAUUUGACAAGAGCUGCUUAAUUCCCCAGCUAGAUGAUAACUGUAUCUGCAGCUUGUUGCGUAGCAGGUAGCAUGUAGAUGGUUUAUUAGAGCUUUUUCCCUCUCACCACUGACCAACGCUGGAAACGACAGAGAUGAGAGCAGUGAGAGGAAACAGGAAAGCUGCAGGUCAUAAAACCAGACCAACAGGCGGAAAAUUAAAAUUCUCAGUACAUGUUCACAAACAGUGUCUGAAAAGUUCAAAACCACACGAUUAACAUGGGUACAUUUCUGUUUGUUUUCUGUUGGAUUAACUCUUUUAAGUUAUGGCAUAUGAGUUUGUCAUUAUAUUUAUAGAGUGGUGAGUGUGAGGUCUGUGCUUUUCCUCCCUGUUCCCCUUAAAGACAAAGUCGAGACUCCCAGUGUGACACAGGUGAUUAUCCACAGAACCUGUUGACUGUCACUUAACAUAUAUCCUGGAUGACCUUUAAUACUAUACUAUGCAUCACUUAUCAUACAUAACAAUCCCUCUGAUGGAGCCUUGUUAGCCGUUUUGCUGUCAUUGUUAACUUUGUGCUACUGUUAACCAAAGCAGUGAAGCGCACUGCUUGUGAGAUUUGCAAUAAGCAGCCAUUAUUCUUAUCCUCUGUCCUCUAAAGGGAGAAAACUGUGAACUCUCAUGCGUACCGAAGCGUAAACAAAACCUAUAACACAGAGUUAGUGAUAUUCAAAGGAGCUUUUCCAACACUUGUGCCCAUGGCUUUGUCGCCCUCCUCGUCUAAUCCUCCCAUUCCCCUGCCUUGAAACUGUCCACCUGCUAUUGAUGUGUCUGUGGAAACCAGAGAUUCCCAAACUGAUGAUUUGUAUAUUCUAUUUUGCUCUGUUUUAUUUUAUCUGGUCAUAUGACACUGGACUGUUGUGAAGGCACUUGCUUGCCAUGAUAGCAGCACAUAUACUGUAAACUUUAGGGAAAAAUGGCCUGUCUUUGCUGUAAUAUCAGACACACUACUGAUGGAAGAGAAACGACUGUAGGUAUCAGGAGAGAAUUCAUGCACUGCGGGCGAGGUGGUGAGUUGAAGGACGGGGAGCCUGUAUUUAUAUAUGAAUAUCCAUACUUCUGUGUAUUAUCCUGUAAACUAUGUAGAAAUUGACAAGUGCAGGGAUGUGUUUUUAGGUUCAAGGGAUGAGGCAGUAAGUAAAAAAAUCUGAAGAACAGCAGAGCAAUAGAAAUGUGACAUGAAUGGGUGCCUUAUGUUUGCAAGCCGUGGUUAUGGGAGUCACAGUUGUCAGUGCUCAGCUGAAAGUGCUGUUAAUCACCGUGAGGCAGAUGUAGAAACGACCUCUCCUCUCGGUCCAAGGUGAGGAGGAACUGUCUUGAAAGUGAAUUACUGUCUUGUAAAAGAAUGUGACGCUGAGUGCAGGGAAAAAGAAAUCUCUCUGAAUCUGCACUGUUAGUCUGCAAUGAGAUGAAAACAUUUAUUGGCCCCAUUAAUGUAGAAAAACCAGCACAGUACUGAUUAUGGAUAUGAGCUUUUUUUUUUCUCCCCGUGAAGAGCAUCCAACUGCUCCCCUAUUUAGCCUCCACCUUCAACUCUCCACUGCCUUUUGCUCUACAUUCCCCUAGUGCUUGGUGGUGUGUAUUUGCUGUAUUUGCAUUCAGUCUAAAUGGAAAACAUACAUGCAUAAAUAAAUGUCUCAG
This is a messenger RNA of Toxotes jaculatrix (banded archerfish), 5746 nucleotides long. RefSeq names its product band 4.1-like protein 1. Bases 228 to 2345 code for a protein of 705 amino acids. Gene Ontology annotation, cellular component: plasma membrane; cytoskeleton. Gene Ontology annotation, molecular function: actin binding; structural molecule activity. The record is from RefSeq and is a predicted model, not a curated record. Gene Ontology annotation, biological process: cortical actin cytoskeleton organization. Lineage: Eukaryota; Metazoa; Chordata; Actinopteri; Toxotidae. The transcript is spliced from 20 exons.